This is a messenger RNA of Sinocyclocheilus grahami, 1355 nucleotides long. It is a transcript of the gene tmem221, whose product is annotated as transmembrane protein 221. NCBI's taxonomy places the organism in Eukaryota, Metazoa, Chordata, Actinopteri, Cypriniformes, Cyprinidae. The record is from RefSeq and is a predicted model, not a curated record. The transcript is spliced from 3 exons. The coding region runs from base 389 to 1258 and encodes 289 amino acids.
UACACCUGUUGCAUGCACUGAACAAAAAAACACGGAUAGCAUAGGCAAGUGCAUUCCUUUGGAGAGAAGUUCUCAAGAGCAAAGUGCAGGACGAGUAAGGUGCUACGUUGCUUGGGCGAAUAACUCCAAAUAAGAACUCUAUUGUUGCAUGAAAAAAAGUUUUUAAUCUGGGGAUUUAAAGUGGAUCACAUGCCCUGACUGAACACCAGCGGCACGAGAGCACGCGCAUUCCACAGCAGCCUCUCGCGCGUCGUUUGUUUUCCUCGUCAAGAAACCCGCAAACAGAAAACAUAGUGAGAAGAUAUCGAGGAAAAGUGGUUCAACAUGUCAUUUUAGAUGGACUACUGUUUGUUUAUGUAGCAAAUCGGACAUUUAGUCACUGUCGGACAUGACGCAUUCUUACAGUCAGCGUUCUCUCGUGGUACUCGCGUUUUUAGGGAUUUUAUCCGCAAUAAUGUCCGUAUUGUCCGUCAUUUUGAUCUUCCAGCUCCAAACGCAACAGGCUGUUAUAAAGGAUUCGCCUAUUUUCGGGUCGAAUGAGAUCACAGCUGUGUUAAUGGCCGUUUCUACGGUCCUCUCAGCCUUGUCUCUGACACUCAACUUGAGCUCAGUUGUUGUGUGUUUGCUUCACAGCUAUUUAGCUACUGAAAUAUGCCGAGGAGAACCAGAUACACAAAGGGCCGACUGGUUUCUAUUGGAUAGCAGGGUUGUCCGGCAUGUAACCAUUGGGCUGUUUUGCCUUGGAGUUUCAGUUUACUUAGCUGCCAUGUCUAUUUACAUGUUGUUGGUGUUAGAAGUUGAGACGGGCAUAGCCAGUGUGUGCGUGCUCUCCUCUGGUGUUCUCGUCCUGCUAUUUAUCAUUAUCCACUCCCUAAUAAGGGCCGCACAUACAGCCAAACAAUUCCGCAAUGAACAUGCCCACACCAUGUACCACAACAACCCUGAAAACAUUGCUGGAAUCCGUACAUCUAACCCAAGCAUUACAGAAAAGCCAAGGAGGCAACACAGCCUGCACAGCCAUUUCAUCAACCCCACUCACAUCGAUCCUAAAUCACUGUACUCGCCAUCCAACGGCCCUCACGGUCACUUUGGUGAUAAGGAUGGCUACGGUGGCGGUGGGAGCGGAAGGACGCACCGGACACUUUCGACAGAGUCCGGCCUGUUUCAAGCACAGGCCAAACCCUGGAACGGGGUCAACAGUGAGAUGAGAUCUGUACUUGCUCGUAAAGCCACGAUCAAGGAUUCAACUUUAGUAUGAAUGGUAACACAUCUAGUUUGGUGUCAAGAUGGGCAUUAUGUAAUACAGUAUGUGGUUAUAUUUCAUGUGCAUAAUAUAUAUACACACUUGAGUUUGG